AUGGGCAAAUUUCGCUCCAAGUUUUGUUGCAGCAGAACAGAUGCUAGCGAUGAUGAGGCCAAACCCGCACGCCCUGUCGAAGUUCCCCAAACAGGGGCUCUGAGUGGGGUAGCAAGUGUCACCUCCACCCCUUCGAGCGCAGUCGAGGACAAGCCCGACAAACGCGACCUUUGGAAAGAAGCCUUUGAAAAGCUUGAUGCGAAACAUCAGACCUACCUAUGCGUCGAUGGAGCGUCGUCUCUCGAUGCCACCAACGAAGUCAUCAGUACAACUCGUGAAUCAUACACCAAUUGGAAGAAGAGUGGUCUCAAAUUCCACCGCGCAAAUGGUGACGAGGUCAAAAUUCGCGAUUUGGCAGAAAGGAUUCUCGGGGCAGCGAUGCAGUUUCAAAACAUGAUCAAAGCGGGCGCAGCAUGCGAUCCAACGGGAUAUGCCACCAACAGCAUCGAGCGUCGGAAUGCCAUUUUCGAAGCACCUGAAUAUCUUGCUGAUACGCUCGCCUAUCACACCUGGAUUGAGGAAAGCCAUGCAGGCCAAAAUGAUAAUCUCGAUCAUACGUUGGUUCGUGUAUACAAGGCAAUUCUUGAAUAUACAGCCGAAGUGAAAAAGGCAGAGAAGGAAAAUGUUGUGAGACGAGCGUUUGAAAGUUUCACAUCCAUUGCAGAGCAGCAGCUACAAAAGCUCAAGCAAGCUGUGCAAGAGGAAAGCUCGACGGUGGAAAAGUGGGCCAAUGCCACUCAGACCAUUUUGGCCCGGGAACUUGCUGCGGCUCAACUUGCUCGCAUUGAUGACCUCCUUGAUAUCUCAAAAGACAUGCAGUCCCGAGCGCUGAGCGCCGAGGAAGACAAACAGUUGGUGUGGAUAUCAUCCGCGGUUUAUUCCGAUCUUAAGAGAAGGCUACAAAAACGCCGAAGCGGCGAAACUGGCAGCUGGCUUCUGCAUACAAAGCAGUAUGAAGAUUGGAAACAUACACCUGGGAACAUUCUAUGGCUACCAGGAGUUGUCGGGUGUGGCAAGUCUGUUCUCUGUUCCACUGUCGUGCAAGACAUCGAAGAGUACUGCGAGGCCAGCUCAUCCAGAAUUAUGGCAUACUGGUUCUUUCAAUUCGAUCGAGACGAGACACACAGUGUGGAAAGUCUGGUCCGAUCGUUCAUUCGCCAAUUGAGUAGGCCACCACUGUCAUCGUCUCUCACCAAAGCUUGGAAGACACACCACACCAAGGGAAGCCAGCCCAGUUGGAAUAGCGUACUUGAUAUUUUUCACGAUGUGCUCUCUCAUACAUCUGGAGAAGUAUUCCUGAUUUUGGAUGCGAUGGACGAGUGUCCCGACACCCCGUCAUCAAGUGAGAGACUGUCGCUUUUGAAGCUGCUCCUAGACAUUCAUGAGCGAUACAAGGAUAAAGUUCACAUUAUUGCGACAAGCAGACGCGAAACCGAUAUUGAGCGAAAGCUGGAGAAAUUUCCUGUGAUUGAUCUAGAAGCCAAACUGGCUGAAGAUGUGGAAACUUUUGUGCACGCCUCCAUUGCCGACUCAAGUCUAAGUGACCUGAAAACGGAAAUCAAACGCUCAAUCGUUGUGGAAUUGUUGCGUGUGAAGGAGCGACGACGCUUCCGUUGGGCUGAUUUGCAAAUAGAACGACUUAAGCAAUGCCGCACCGAUGAAGCAAUAAAACAAGCCCUUCGGACAAUUCCCCAAACCCUGGAGCAGACCUAUCAAAGAAUUCUUGAGAACGCCGGGGCAGCUGAUAAACCAUUGGCUCGUGGCAUUUUGAUGUUUCUUUGUUUUUCGCCAGUGCCUCUGGACCCGAAAACAAUCGCCGAUGCGUUUGAUCUAAACAGGCCCAGCCAUGUGAUCGAAAUAUGCAGCACGUCGCUUGUCAAUGAAUUUGAAGGCAAAGUUCGACUCGCCCAUUUCUCGGUCCGGGAAUUCCUGGUUGUACCUGAAGAUGGACCUCUCUAUUACCAAUUUUCAGAGAUUGUUGGUCACUUAUAUCUCGCCGAAAAAGCAGUGUCAAGGAUCUUGACUCAAGAGAGAAUACUCACUCAAGCAGCGGCGAUGGAACAGCAUUUUCUGGUGUAUGCGGCCCGGUAUUUCCAUUUUCACUUCAUUGCUGUGGGUGAUCGGAUUCCUGGAGACCUGCUAAAUGAUAUUGUGACUAUAUUCAUUGACGACAACCACUACCUAAAUUGGACCCGGAUAGCUGAGUAUCGCGAUCGUGUCUCUCCGUGGGUAAUGGCGCGGCAGGAAUUCGGCCCACCCAUCCAUCGAGCGUCGAGGCUAGGUUUGUUCCACGUCGUGGACGCUUUGCUUACGCGGGGCGAAGAUCCUUCUGUGCGCUUCCAGAAAAAUGACAUUUCCGACCGAUCAAAUGCAUUCAUGGAUGCCGCCGAAUAUGGUCAUGUGGAUGUUUUGGGACGAUUACUGAAAACAAAUUAUUCCGUGUGCGAAGAGACCACCAAAUUUAUCUUGGCAGAGCUUCGCCACAAUACUGGCGAGAAAUACAAUCUUAUCGACAUCCUUGAAGUUUUGAGAGAAAAGGGUGAUCUGUGUGGCCGUUUGAAAGAGCCUGGCGAUAUCAUCAAACAGCAAAUGAUUGUUCAUACAUUGCGGAAUUCAGAGGUCAUGGUGCAGCAUAUACUCACUGUGUUCUUGGGCUGGCGACCAAAGACAUCUCCAGUGAGCACCGAUAGCACCUUUUACGAUCUGGUGACUUCCAUGUUCCAUAUGACGGAAUUCGAAGACAUGAUGGAUAUCUUGCUUGCAAGAAAGACAAUCACUACAUCCCCAUCCGACCCUGGAGGUGUAUACCACCAAACCAACGUUGAAGCUCUGCAGGACCUGACGAGUAAACUUUCCAUCAACCGUACCACUGUCUCAGCAUUUGCUGCCAUAGGCGAUUGGGAAUUGUUGGAGUUCGUAUUGGGAAGUCACCGUGAUAUUCGACUAUCCACAGAGACGUUGACUACAUCCUUUCGCUUUGCCCAUGGGGUAGAUAUGAUGAAGUCUCUUCUUUCUUGGCGUCACCCAGAUACGGCGGUCGAUAUGGAUGUGAUCAUGGCAGCACAGAGUAACCCCAAGUGCACCCCAGAGGCUUUGCGAUUUCUGUGGGAGCAACUCAGCCCAACGCCCGGACUGAAUGACGAGGUCUUGAGAGACAUACUUUUCAAUCAGAACCAUCGACUGUUCUUAAUAAAGUUGGCUUUGAUUCGGCAAUCACCUGGCAUUACUCUAUCCGACGAUCUCGCAGCUUUGAUUUGCGCGGGCGAACAGAAUGAGGCAAUGGAUAUCAUUCAUUUAUUGAUCAACAACAAUAUGACAAUACCAAUCACCAAGCCUGUGAUGUGCGCAGCAGCCUCAAAUUGGACCGAAGGACCGAUGCUCAUCAAGCUUCUCGCCCAGAUCCACGGCCGCCCUCUUCCAGCCACAGACGAGGUCUUCUCGACAGCUGCAAAUAAUCCCUCAAGUGGCUUGGAGAUACUCAAAGUCUUGAAAAAAGUCUCAUCUGGCAAUACCAUACCAGAUGAAGCCUUCUUAGGGGCAUGUUCCAAUCCUGCCAUGAUGUCGUGGCUUCUCGAUCAACGCUCCUGUGAUUUACCACUCGAAGAUAUGAUCGAGCUGAUUGCGGAUAUGCCAGAAAUCACAAUGCCAAUCUUGCAGAUUCUCAUUGAUCGAAAACUGAUUGGUCCCGAUCAAUGGCUGGUAGAACAGCUCUCUGGGUCUGUCCCGGCCCUAGAGUUCCUCCUGGCGUGGAAUCCGGAAUUUAGCAUGACAGAGAAGGUCCUCCUGCUAGCUGCAGAAGAAAAUGACGCCAUGAAUCUCAUUCUUGAUAUCCACCACGAAGCCUUGCAAAUCACCGAACGGGUAAUCAGGCGGGCUGUUUUAUCGAUAAAGCCUCUGGCAACACUGGAAAGACUUCUUCGUUGCUGUGAAUCAACGGCAAUCACAAAGGACGUGAUUCUACUUGCUCUUUCGCAUACUCUUCUGCAUAAAGUGGAUCUGCUUCUGAAACACCGACCGGAUAUUGAAUUCUCGCAUCUUUGGGAUGAAUUUUGGCAGAGAACUGACCAAGCAGCGCGAGUCAGGUUCAAGAAUGCUUUGCGCCUCGGCAAACUCGACGAUCCCGAUUCCACAUCCGGUCUUCUACAAUCCUAUCCAGAUUUAUUACAACCAGACCGCGACUUGGACGACUUCGUUAAAAAAAUCAUGGAUUACCUGGUGAACUCAAUUUCAAACGAAGAACCAGGGGCUAUCAUUAUAGAGAGAUGCAAUUACUGGACUUGCGACAGGUUCUUGGAAUUCUCUCAGCUUCCAAUCACAGAUGAGCUCCUUCAAGCGGGAAGCAGGAAUCGCACGUCGACCAAGGAUUUGGUGGUUUUGCUGCUGACCGAGGGCGCUGAAGUAGCUGGUCUAGAAGUUAGAAAGCGAGGGCUGCGAAAGCCUCCUCGAGGUCGACUUCAGGAAUUUGUCAUCGAUGGACGUCGGAUCUGCUUGAUGGUCAGCGGGCGAGACAUAAAACCUAGGUACCCGUGGACCUAG
This is a messenger RNA of Penicillium salamii, 4536 nucleotides long. The record is from the annotation of a GenBank genome assembly. NCBI's taxonomy places the organism in Eukaryota, Fungi, Ascomycota, Eurotiomycetes, Eurotiales, Aspergillaceae.